This is a messenger RNA of Paramecium sonneborni, 1895 nucleotides long. The record is from the annotation of a GenBank genome assembly. Lineage: Eukaryota; Ciliophora; Oligohymenophorea; Peniculida; Parameciidae.
AUGUAUUAAUCCAAACAAUCAACAAAGAAUGCUUAAGAAGAAAAGAAAUUGCCUAUUAAAGUAUCUAUUAGAAUUCGUCCUUUACUUAAGAAAGAGUAAGGCCAAGAAAAAAUUGUAAAAACUGAAAAUGUAAAAUUUAACAAUUUAUUAUAUUAAUAUAGAAAAAGUUUGUAGUGCUCGAAUAGUCUACAUAAAUUUUUAAGUAAGAAUUUGAUAGAGUUUUUGACGAUUCAACUUUAUAAGUUGAGAUUUAUAAUAAUCUAAAUGAAUGUAUUAAAUAAGCAUUUAAUGGAUUUAAUGGAACUAUUUUAGCAUAUGGUUAAACUGGAAGUGGUAAAAUAUUUGAUUAAAUAAGGAAAAACCUAUACAAUGUUUGGAAGUGAUUGGGAAUAAUAAAUAUAAAUGAAUUUUGGUAUAAAUCAUUAAUCAACUUACUGUACUGAUUUAAAAAAUGAUAUCUCAUUUGCUGGAAUUAUACCUAGAGUUAUUUUUGGUUUAUUUGAAAAUUUACCACAAAAUUUUUAUAUUUACUGUUCUUUUUUGUAGAUUUAUAAUGAAAAGAUUUAUGAUUUAUUGUAAGAUCAUAAAAUACCUGUACCAUUGAAUUUACAUUAAAGCAAACUAGAUGGAAUAUAUGUGGGUAAGCAUAAGUUUUAGUAUAUAGAUUUAAUAAUUUUUAGAAAACUUAACAGAAUAUGCUGUCAAUAAUUAUCAUGAUUGUUUAACAUUAAUGAAAAGAGGAGAAAAAAAUAGAAUUAUACGUUAAACUACUAUGAAUCUAAAAUCAAGUAGAAGUCACACUAUAUUUUAAUUGAUUAUUGAGACUAAUAAGGUUGACAAAAAUGGCGUACUUUUUAAAUCCAAAUUAAAUCUUUGUGAUUUAGCUGGAUCUGAAAAAAUAAAUAAACUAGAAGCACUUACUAAUGCUCAUUUUAUUGAAUUAAAAAAUAUCAAUUAAUCAUUAACUACUUUAGGUAAAGUUAUUUAAAAUUUAUCAUUAAAUAAUAAAAAUAAAUAGAAAUUACCUAUUCCUUAUAGAGAAUCAAAAUUAACAAGACUAUUAUAAGAUAGUUUAGGUGGAAAUACAAUGACACAUAUUAUUGUAAAUAUAGCUCCAAAUAUAUAUAAUAUUGAUGAAACUGUUAAUAGUUUAAAAUUUGCUUAAAGAGCUAAAAAUGUAACCAUAAAAGUUCAACCAAAUAAAUUUAAUGCUAAUGAUUAAGUUUUAGUUAACAAACUUAUAAAGGAGGUAAUAUUAUAUUAAUAUAAUUAAGAUUGAUUAUUUGAAAUCAUUAUUAAAUAUGAAAAGAAAUGGAUUAAACUAGAAUGAUUUACACUUUAAAUUAAUGAAGAUGCAAGAAGAGAAUGAAAGAUUAAGGGAGAUUUAAUUAAGUAAUGAUGAAAUCGAAAAAAUAAUUCAAGAAAAUAGAAAAAUGAAAGAAGAAAUAUAAAAAUUUUAAUAAUAAUCAUCCAUAGGUGAUCCUUCAGAAUCAUCUUAUAUUGUCAAAAAAUUGUAAAGUGAAGAAGGAUUUGCUUCUGAAGGUACUACUGAAAGAAGACCUUUAGUUUAUAAUGGAAUGUUUAUUAUUAAUAAGAGUUAGAAUUAAUAAAAAACAGAAGUUUAAGUAAGAUUUAAAGAUGGAAGAAAUAGAUUAUAAAUGAAGAAAGGUUAUGUUGAAAUAAGUGAAUAAUAAGAAUAAAGACAAAAAAGAUUUCUUAGUGAAAAAAGAAGAGUGAUGGAAAGAUUACAAUAUCUUGAAUAAUUAUAAAUGAAAAAUGAAAUGACCUAUUCACUUUUAUCUUCACCAAGUCAUUUCAAUAGUUUUUAAUUAAAUGAAGAAAAAAAAUCAGAAAAAUAUCGAUUAUUAGAAAAACAAUUAAUUUAAAAGUAGUGA